AUGCCUGAAAUUGUUCACCUUCAAGUCGGCCAGUGUGGCAACCAAGUUGGCACCGCGUUCUGGCAGACGAUCCUAGGCGAACAUGGCCUGGACAACAAUGGACUGUACACGGGUGACUCUCACGUUCAGCUUGACCGUAUAAAUGUCUACUUUAACGAAGCCUCGGAGAAGAAAUAUGUUCCGCGCGCCGUACUCGUCGACCUGGAGCCCGGCACCAUGGAUGCAGUGCGAGCCGGGCCGCUGGGCAGGCUCUUCCGCCCGGAUAACAUUGUUUUCGGACAGUCGUCCGCUGCCAACAACUGGGCCAAGGGCCACUACACCGAGGGCGCAGAGCUGGUUGAGGAGGUGGUUGACGUCGUUCGCCGCGAGUCCGAGAACUGCGACUGUCUCCAGGGCUUCCAAAUCACCCACUCGCUCGGCGGAGGCACCGGCUCUGGAAUGGGCACCCUGUUACUGUCCAAGAUUCGAGAAGAGUUCCCUGAUCGUAUGAUGGCCACAUUCAGCGUGGUGCCCUCUGCUCAAACGUCCGAUACCGUCGUGGAGCCGUACAACACCACUCUGUCGAUUCACCAACUGGUUGAGAACUCGGACGCUACGUUUUGUAUCGACAACCAGGCCCUGUACGAUAUAUGCCGGCGAACCCUCAAACUCCCCAACCCGUCUACCGGCGACCUCAACCAUCUCAUUUCGACAGUCAUGUCUGGCAUUUCUACCUCUUUGCGCUUCCCUGGUCAGCUGAACUCUGAUUUGAGAAAGAUCUGUGUCAACUUGGUUCCGUUUCCGCGUCUUCACUUUUUUAUGGUUGGCUUUGCCCCCCUGACAGCCCGCGGCAGCCACGCAUUCCGAUCUGUCACGGUUCCCGACCUCACGCAGCAGAUGCUCGACCCUCGAAACAUGAUGGCGCAGUCCGACUUUCGUAAUGGCCGUUUCUUGACAUGCUCGGCCAUGUUCCGCGGCAAGCUCUCCGGCAAGGAGGUGGAAGAGCAGAUGCGCAAAGCCCAGGACAAGAACUCUGCCUACUUUGUGGACUGGAUCCCCAACAAUGUUCAGACAUCACUGUGUACCGUCCCGCCAAAGGGACUGAAGAUGGCUUCCACGUUUAUAGGCAACUCUACUGCUAUCCAGGACAUCUUCAAGCGCGUCGGGGACCAGUUUGCCGCCAUGUUCCGCCGCAAGGCAUAUAUCCACUGGUAUAUUGGCGAAGGCAUGGACGAAAUGGAGUUUACCGAGGCCGAGUCUAAUAUGAAUGACUUGAUUUCCGAGUAUCAGCAGUAUCAGGAUGCUACUGCGGCUGAUGACCAAGAGCAAGAACAAGAACAAGCUGAAGGUUGGGAUGAAGCGCCACCGGCUGAGCAUUCGCAUCAAGAGUGA
This is a messenger RNA of Metarhizium album ARSEF 1941, 1371 nucleotides long. Its product is annotated as beta-tubulin. The record is from RefSeq and is a predicted model, not a curated record. NCBI's taxonomy places the organism in Eukaryota, Fungi, Ascomycota, Sordariomycetes, Hypocreales, Clavicipitaceae. The coding region runs from base 1 to 1371 and encodes 456 amino acids. The transcript is spliced from 7 exons. Gene Ontology annotation, cellular component: cytoplasm; microtubule. Gene Ontology annotation, molecular function: GTP binding; GTPase activity; structural constituent of cytoskeleton. Gene Ontology annotation, biological process: mitotic cell cycle; microtubule cytoskeleton organization.